CCCACCAAAUCACAAACAUUGAACCCACUACAAUCCUCUCUCAUCCCUUUUCUCCGUUUCUUACAAUACACUACCGAAUUUUUUUAUCAUAUGGAAUCAGAACCAUUUCUGGCCUCGGAAAAAAGACCCCAGCUCGAAGCUCUUCUCGAUUAUCAUGAUGACUUCUCUUUUGUCAGGACUACCUCAUCCUCUUCCUCCUUCAAUACCCCUGUUGUCUCUCCCUCCAAUCCCAUGAUGUCUCGUAAGAUCCACCGCUGCAAGACCGCACCCGCCAUCGCCGUCAUGCGAGACCUGAAGCCCCAGCAUAAUCAUAAUCCCAAUUCCCAGUCGUCGUCGGAGGAAUCCACUUCCGGCGGCAUGGUUAGACAGGCGGCUCUCUUGCUUCUACUCUAUCUCUCUCUGGGCGUCCUCAUCUAUUCUUUCAAUCGAGACAAUUUCUCCGGCGUCGAGACCCACCCGGUCGUCGACGCCCUCUACUUCUGCAUCGUCACCAUGUGCACCAUCGGCUACGGCGACAUCGCACCUCUCACGCCGGCCACUAAGCUCUUCUCUUGCUUCUUCGUGCUGGUGGGUUUUGGGUUCAUCGACAUAUUGUUGAGUGGGGUGGUCAACUAUGUCCUUGAUUUGCAAGAGAGCAUGAUCUUGAGGGCUAUUCGAAGACCCAAAAAUGAAAAUCAAAAUCAAUUUGAUGAUAUUGGAUUUGGUCUUGCAAGGAACUACAUCGUUGAUGUAGAGAAGGGCAGGAUGCGAAUCAGAUUGAAGGUGUGUUUGGCUCUGGGAGUAGUUGUACUCAGUAUUGGAAUGGGAACACUGGUGUUGUAUUUUGUGGAGGAUUUGGAUUGGAUUGAUUCGAUUUACUUGUCUGUGAUGUCAGUUACCACUGUUGGGUAUGGAGAUAGGGCCUUCAAGACUCUUCCGGGCCGAUUGUUCGCCGCAAUUUGGCUUCUUUUCUCCACACUGGCUGUGGCAAGAGCCUUUUUGUAUUUGGCUGAGGCACGAAUUGAUAAGAGGCACAGAAGGAUUACCAAGUGGGUGUUGCAUAGGGACAUCACUGUGGAGGACUUGCUUGCAGCUGAUAUCAAUAAUAAUGGCUUUAUCAGUGACGUGACAGCUAUACUAAUGAAGUGCCAGCACCUAGAUGUGCUUUCAGUCAUAAGCAAGACUUCGCCUUUCUAAAUUCUAGUCGCGAGCUUUUGGCAGAGAAAGACUAGACAUUCAGGUGAGCCGACCGGGAAGGUUUGGUACCUAGUGGGUUUGCACCGACUAAAAGAGAGGGUAGCCAGUGAAGUUGAACUAUAGCGACUUGAUGUUGAAGAACAACCAUUGGUUCGGAUGGAAAGCAUGAUACUGCAAAUCCGACAGAGACUCGCUGAACUUGGGAUUAAUGACAAUCAGCAUCAUGAACCAGUUCGAGUUCGCGCCGAUGAUGUUUCUCACGGCCAACUGAAUAUGAUUAACGUUCUUGUACCUUCAAGUGGGCUUCCGGUCUAUGCGUAGUUUUCUAGUGUCAACGACUACAUUAAAGAUGAUGGUAAUUGGAGCAAUCAUGGUAAUUGGAGCAAUCAAUGAUUCUCACAAAGAGAUUGAUUGUAAACAAAAUUUUAUAGUUGCACCUGUUAUAGUUGAAGAUAGUUUGAAAGAGAGAGACAUGGAAUCAUACGAAGUAACAGAUGAUGGCAAGGAGUUGUUUAAUGAAAGGGGGACAAUUUGUGCAACCAAAUUAAUGAUAUGGAUACAAAUUUAAAAGAUAAGGAUAACAAUUCGAAAGAGUUUGAAGAUGACAGUGGCAGUUUUAUCUAUUUUGGAGAUCUAAUUGAAGCAGGGGAACUCAGUGAUGAAUCCUUGCGAAACCGGUUGGAGCCUGACAUAGCUAGUACGUGGUAACAUUGGAGAGAUUAAUUACUACCACGGAUGGUAUAGUUAAAAGUUACUGAAGUUACUAGGUGUGUUGUUGAUGAGACUAAAGAAUCACGUGAGAUGAAUUUUGGGAGCAUAUGGCAUUGUGCAUACAAGAGACAAAUGAGUGCAGGUAUACGUUGCCAUAAAGGACGUAAAGGUUGUCAAAGACAAACCUAAUUUGAUCACGAUACGUUACGGGUCCCACUCCUUCAAUCAGGCAAAGAUAUAGUGGGAAGGAAGUUGAUGCUAGUAGGAAGAAUAUUAUAUUGUCUUGUACGCUUUUCAAUGUGUUUGUGUUUGAGUUUGAUGGAAACAAUGAAGCAUCAACAGGAUAAAUGUUGCAAUAUCAUUGGCUGAGUUCUUCACGAUGUGAACCAAUGGACUUCUACCAAAUUUAUUGGGAGUUGUCUUCAAAGAGAUUGAAAUUUGUUAGUUGUUCAAGUCGGCAAUGGUAUAAAAUCUUGUUCAUACAUAUAAUCCGAAUUAAAAUUUGAGGGCAAAUUUUUUUUUGAAGUGGAUGGGACUGGCGUAUGACAGUUUUAUUAUGUUAUUUAUUUAUUUAUUUUUAUUUUA
Molecule: messenger RNA, 2472 nt
Organism: Cornus florida
Lineage: Eukaryota; Viridiplantae; Streptophyta; Magnoliopsida; Cornales; Cornaceae
Product: two-pore potassium channel 5-like
Exons: 3
Coding region: 91-1176 (361 amino acids)
Biological process (GO): potassium ion transmembrane transport; stabilization of membrane potential
Cellular component (GO): plant-type vacuole membrane
Molecular function (GO): potassium ion leak channel activity
Source: RefSeq, a predicted model, not a curated record